UCUGCAGCAUCCUCUGUCCUUUCUUCUCUCUCUCUCUCUCUCUCUAUCUCUCCCCCAAAAAGCCAAAGCCCUCCAAAUUCCACUACAUAGGAAAAUAAGUCACUUUCUCUAUCUAAAAUGGCCCAGCUGGGCCAAAACUUAUGGAGAGGAGGAGAAAAACAAAAGAGAAAGAUGGCAAGGAUAGAUAUGUCUUCAAAUGUCCUCCAACUCCAACCACACCUCUUUCUCAAAGACCAUAUUUUUACUUCCCACAAUUGCCCUUCUGUACAUUCCAUCUUCAUCACUCAUUACUUUGUAUUCUUAUCUCCGACCUUCAUGGGCCUUUUCGGGUUCUCACAAAUCGCAGAGUUUCAGACCCAAACAGAUAUGAUCCAACUGGAUACACAAAACCAUCUCUCUCCAUAAUUGCUUUUUAUUAUUAUUAAUUAUUAUAUUCCCUUCCCUUCCCUCUCCCUCUCCCUCUCCUCGUCUCUCUAGAAUCGCAAACCUUAUCUCCUUUUUCGAGUUGGUUUUGCGUUUUCUUUGCUUAAUCUCCAAGGUUUUAGCUUUAUUUUUCCCCAAUGGAGUUUGAUUUUUGACAAGAUUAUGAAAGGGUAAUUUUUGGGUCCCUAAAAUAUCCGAAUUUUAUUUCCUAAUUGGAUGCGGAUUUCUAUUUUCUUUGCUAUAUAGCAGAGUUUAAUGGUCAAAGAUUCCACAUUUGAGAAGGAGAUGAAAAGGGGUUCACUGGAUUUUGAUCACUUUUCUCUCUGGAGUCUUGUUGGGUAUGGUGCUUAAUUUGCAAUUUUGAUGCUGGGAUGCAAUUCUGAAGAGAGAGAUGAAAAGGGUUGCUGUUAAUUCUCAUAAAUCUCAGCCUGUUGAUGAGGAAGCUAGGGUUAAUUUUAGACAUGAAAGUCUUCUGCAAGAUUACCUUGAACGACAAAAGGAAUUUGUAUCAAAGAAGAAGAAAUUGCAUGCAGCAAGGCAGAAAAGAGACAUCCUUUUAGGUGAAAUUCGAUUUUUGAGACGAAGGCAUAGGCAUCUGCUGAAGAUAAAAUCAGCAGAGACUGAACCAGAAGUCCAACAACAGAAGUCUGACAUACAACCUAAGAAGUUUUCGAGGAAAAGGAAAAGUGAUGCAAAUGAAGCUGUUCUAAAUAAACCAUCCCAAGUCUCGCCAGAAGGAGGAGGUGAACAAAUUGUUUCAGAGCCCAUAAGAGUAGAGAAGAAGCCUAAAAAUUGCCUAGUUGAUGACAAAAAAGUUGGAAAGAAAAAAAUUACUUUGCAAGAUCAGGUUGCUUUGAAUGUUUAAAUUCCAGGCCAUGGAGAAAAUACUCUGUUUUAGUGGGAGCCUCAUCGUCAUUGAUAAAGAUAAAUAUAAUUCGUCUUUUUUUA
Messenger RNA from Prunus mume (Japanese apricot), 1371 nucleotides. RefSeq lists its product as uncharacterized. The record is from RefSeq and is a predicted model, not a curated record. Lineage: Eukaryota; Viridiplantae; Streptophyta; Magnoliopsida; Rosales; Rosaceae.